Dimorphilus gyrociliatus is the source of this 3292-nucleotide messenger RNA. Lineage: Eukaryota; Metazoa; Annelida; Polychaeta; Dinophilidae. The record is from the annotation of a GenBank genome assembly.
AUUUAUUUUAAUUUGCUGUACACCGAAAAACUGCCAGCAUUGAAUUUUAUUAUAAAUGGCCGAAAAUACAACAAACUCAGACGAUCUUUAUAAAACAGCCUCAAGCCAUAAAAUGGCUCAAACCAAAGAUAUUUUACUGGAUGUUAUCAACAAUACAAUGAAAGAACCCCUGGAAUUCGGUCCAGUACCCUCGGAUUCAAUAGCAAGAAAGAUUAAAGAUGAUGCAGAGGCUAAACUUUUCCAUUGGUCAUCAUUUGACAUGAAACCUCCCGAUUCAAUUACCGAUACAUACGAAGAUAUUUAUACAACUGCUUUUAUUAUGCCUAACUUUAACGAAUUAAGGCAAGUGGCGGUAGACGAAUCAGGUUCAGCAAAGCCUCUUUCCGAAGAACAAUUAACUUCUAUUAGAAGAGAAGGAACAUUUAAAGUGAAAAGUAUAAACUUUCCUCAAUAUUUUCACAAGUGGAAACUUUCAAAGUUUCUUCAAAAGGGAACUCAAUUAGUUAUGGAGGAUUUUUAUGAUGGAUUAGCAAAGGCUCUAUAUUUAUUUAUAGUCUUAGCAAAAAGAAUGCUCCUCUCUCGUCGAUCACUCAGUUUAUACAAUUCCGUAAAAAAUCUUACAAAAGCUUUUUUAGGGUUGAUAGACGUUCUGGUAGGAAUACCAUGGAAACAACCAAAAUACAGUGUUCAUACUCAAGUUGAGGAAGAGAAUACUAAAUUUUUAUCUGCUGAAUUGAAAUAUAAAAACGAAGAAAUGGAAAAGUUUGAAAAUUUGUGCGCCUUUGUUGAAAGGCAAGAGCUGAAAUUUCUAGAGAAUAUGUCAAAGAGAGUAGCAGAACAAGAUAUUAAUGUCAACGUAGUCUAUCCCGUGAAAUUUACGACUCCCGAUAAUAGCAUAGACAUCGAUCUAACACUUCGUUCAAUUAGUGAAAUAGAUCUAUGGCAAACCAUUAAAAAGCGUAUCGUCGUAAUAUCAAAAUCUAUUGCUAACGAUAGAACUUGGUAUAUUCCUUUAAGAAAGAAGUUAAUUGAAGAUAAUCAAGAUUUGUAUUCGGAAGAAGAGCUUAAAACAAUUGUUCUUAAGGGUAUUCAAGAUCAAUAUGUCGAAAGGUUAAUUAAUAACUUAUUGGACGAGAAUAGUCCCGAUUAUGAAAUACAUAAAUUGUUGGUUGAUCAUUUACGAGCUAAUUUGAUAAUUACGCAAAUCAUUCAAAACAUUACGGACACUUUGGAUAAAAAUCUCAAACAGUACAAGAAAGAACUAUUUGCAAAACAUCCAAUAAAGUCUAGAAUCUCUUCGUGGAUAAGGGAAAAGACAGAUAAACACAAAGAGAACUUUUAUGAGGAAAACAAAUGGCCUACUUAUGAGAAAUGUGUGACUGAAUUGAAGAGAAAUAAUCUAAAUCAAAGUGCAUAUUUCCUACAAAGAGAUUAUAUCUUCAAGAAAACGAGAAAAGAGAUAAUUAGUCAAGAAUUUACAAAAAGUCAACCAUGGGAACCUGAGAGAACAUUUUAUAUUAACAAGAAAAUAUGGAACCCUCAGAAUUAUAUUGUCUAUAAGUACAACCAGGAAAGUGAACAAAGAGAGGUCGUAGAAACAAUUAUUGAAGCGAGUCCCAUAACAAUGAAACCAACUAAGAAUUCAUCACAUCCAAAGAAAAAGUCAUAUGAAUAUUUUUCAACGGAAAAAUCUCAAAAUUGCAAGAUUCAUACUAAAUAUCCGUUUUGGAGAUUAUGGUUAAUAUUGGCUAGAAUAUGUAUACACAUGUCCAAUUGUUUUUUCUAUUUUGGUAUCGCCAUACCAUUUUUUAGUCCCGUUAGUAUUACAGCUUUAGUUUUAUGGAAGAAAUUCUACCCAAAAUGGGUAUUGAAUGGAGAAACUGGAACUCUUAAAAGAGAUUCUUCACCGACGCAAACACUAAUGUCUAGAAUGUUCAAAUUGUGGCGUCACGUUUUCCGAUCUGUUGAAAAUUUUGAACUUCAAGAUGAUACAGCGUUUAUUGAAAAGAAUGUUCAAAGACCUUUUAACAGAAUUUGGAAUUACGGAAUUAAAGGGGCUCUUGGCACUUUUCUCCUGUUUUUAACAGUCCCUCUUAUUUGUAUUUUAUCAACUCUAGGGAGUUUGAUUCUGGCAAUUUUUGUUCCUCUCUGGGUUCCGGUUUUAACAGUAUUAUGGCAUUUUUUUUGUGUAGCUAUAUACGAUAUCGAUCAUCCAAAUAGACACGUAGCAUUUUACAAGAAGUUAUCAUACUUUUUCCUUAACAUAAUUAUCUGGAGAUUACUUCUAAGAGGAAUUUGCCAAAUACUAUUGAUAAUACUUAGUGUCACAGUUUUCUUUCCCUUUGCAUCGCUGUGUAUUAUUCUAUGGUAUAGCUUCCAAUUUUGUAUAAGGACUGUCUGGGAUGCUUCUUUAUUUUAUCUAAUGAUCAAAUGGAGAGGAAGAAUUCCAUCAUCUAAUUCGUGGAUAGCUAAAAGAAUAUCUGGACCAGGUCUCGUGUCCAAUUUCUUUUAUCAGAUUAAACCUGAACAAGUAUUAAUGGGAGUUGAAUCAUUUCUUGAAAAAGUUGAAUUAAACAUUUGGAGAGAUAAUGUUCGAAAAGUAAUCGAUAUACCUUUACAAGCUUACAGGAAUUAUUUUGGAGAUUUGUUGGCUCCUUUCGAUUGCUCAAUAAAAGAAUCACCAAAUGGGGUAUACAGUUUCAUAAGGAAAGAAAACAGAGAUUUACAUUCAAAAUUGGAUUCAAUUUAUAGGGAGCAACAAUCAAAGCUUUCUGUUAUGAAUUCAUCAAUGAAUAUCAGAUUACCAGUAAAAGAAUUAACGAUUGCAGUUGAUGCAUCUAGUCGUUUGAUUGAACAAUUUGUAGAAUCUCGAAUUUAUAAAUUACUGAAUACAUCUGAAGAAAUUGAUUCUUAUUGGAAGAAAUGGUCUCUUAUUCAGAAUGAUUGGCCAGGAUUGACAAUGGGAAUUUUAAAAACAGUGUUUGGCUCUGAAAUAUCAAUACCAUUGGAAAAAAGCGAUGAAUUUUUUCAAUUAGAAGUUCAGGAACUUAACGUUGCUCGGUAUGUAAAUAUGCUUGAAAGCGGUGAUUGGAAGGAAGAUAUGCAGACUAUUGGUCAUCUAUAUAGUCAAAGACAUGAUGUCAUUUCCGAGUGUGUUCCAGUAACUCUACCUGAGUCUAUAUUUGAUGUCAGAGAUACUAUUGCUUCACAAACUUGGAGUAAAUCGCUUAUAGAGUUGCCGGUUAAAACGCCCCAUCCGGCAUAUGUGUCCCUCUUAUUAUGUCAGAGGUAA